Molecule: messenger RNA, 2001 nt
Organism: Prionailurus viverrinus (fishing cat)
Lineage: Eukaryota; Metazoa; Chordata; Mammalia; Carnivora; Felidae
Gene: SLC2A4RG
Product: SLC2A4 regulator
Exons: 8
Coding region: 122-1243 (373 amino acids)
Biological process (GO): regulation of transcription by RNA polymerase II
Cellular component (GO): nucleus
Molecular function (GO): RNA polymerase II cis-regulatory region sequence-specific DNA binding; DNA-binding transcription factor activity
Source: RefSeq, a predicted model, not a curated record
CGGGCGGCGGCCGAUUGAGGGCGGGGGUCGGCGGCCCGGCCAGCCCGGCCCGGCCCGGCCCGGGGCCGUGUCCUGAGCGUCCGCCCUCGCCGCUGCAGCCUCGGCACCCGGCCGGCCGGCCAUGGAGGCCGAGCGCUCUCCGGUGCCCGUUCCGGGUUGCGGGCGCCCCCCGCCCCGUGCCGCCGGCCGGGACCCCGCGGCCUCGCCCAUGUCGGUGCCCGCGCCGCCGCAGGGCCCUGCCGUGGGCGGCGGCUUUGCGGGCUUGGAGUUCGCGCUGCCUCAGGAGCCAGAGCCGCGGGCGGCGGACCUGGGGGUCCCGGGGACGUGGGCGGGGGCGGGAGGAGCGGCGGGGCCCCCGACGCCGUCGGCGCACAUCCCGGUGCCAGCGCAGAGAGACCCCCCAGGAAAAUCCCGGCUGGACGAGGUCAUGGCUGCGGCAGCCCUCACCAGUCUGUCCACCAGCACCCUCCUUCUGGGGGCCCCAGCUGCAGCCUGUAGCCCAGAGCCUGGCUUGGAGCCCUGGAAGGAGGCCCUGGUGCGGCCACUGGGCAGCUGCAGCAGCAGCGGAGACUGGGGCUGGGACCUGGCCAGUGACCGGUCCUCUCCAUCUAUCCCUUCACCCCCACCGCCCUCCGAGGCAGCCCAUUUCCUAUUCGGGGAACCUGCCCCAAAGAAGAGAAAGAGCUCCGUGCGGGUCCUGUUCCAGUGUCUGUGGAAGCGGUGUGGGAAAGUGCUGAGCACGGCCUCCGGGAUGCAGAGACACAUCCGCCUGGUGCACCUGGGGCGGCAGGCAGAGCCUGAGCAGAGCGACGGGGAGGAGGACUUCUACUACACAGAGUUGGACGUUGGCAUGGAUGUGCUGACGGACGGGCUGUCCAGCCUGUCUCCAGCGGCCUCUGUGCCCCCCGCCUCCCCCUGCCUGGAGCUGCCAGAGCCUCGGACCCUGUCCAGCCUGCUGCACCCUCUGGCCCUGCCCCCAGUUCCGGUGCUGAGCCCCGUGGCACCCCGCGAGGCGCGCCGAGGUGACGACGCCUACCAGGGCUGCCUGGCCCCCACCCGCCCGGAGCCACAGCCGACCACCGUCAGGACCUGUGUGCCGACCCCGCCCUCCAGACUCGGCGCCAGCCCAAGGAAGCCCCGAGGUGAUGCCAAGAAGUGCCGGAAGGUGUAUGGCAUGGAUCACAGGCACCUGUGGUGCACAGCCUGCCGCUGGAAGAAGGCGUGCCAGCGCUUCCUGGACUGAGCCCCCCCCCGCCCCCCACCCCCAUGCCAGCGCUCCCUGGACUGAGCCCCCCAUCCCGCACCCUGCCCCCCGCCCCCAUGCCAGCGCUCCCUGGACUGAGGGUCCCCCAUCCCACCCCCCCCAUGCCAGCACUCCCUGGACUGAGCCCCCCCAUGGCCCCCGCACCCCCCCACCUCUCUGUGCCCACGCUCCCUGGACUGAGGCCGUCCCCGCCCCCACCCCCACCCCCACCCGCACUUCCUGGACUGAGCCCCCCACCCACCCCCAUGCCCCACACCGUGCUGCUGCCUGCUCUCCAGGACUUUUUAAAGGAAAAAAUAAGCUACCCCCGACUCCCCAGCCUGGGGCUUCUCCCAGCUGCAGGGUUUACUUUUUAACAGUGGGGGAAGUUGGUGACCCUGGACCCCCAGAGGUUGGGGGGGAGGGGUUCUUGCCACUCAAAGUGCCUCUGAAGAAACCAGCCUUUUGCACUAAAGCCAACCUCACAGCCGUCCCCCUGGCCCGGGGUCCCUGGGGGUGGCUGCCCUCCCUGCCCGUCAGCCCGUGGACUUGUCAGGGCGCUGAGGCUGAACUUCAGGGCCGCGUGGGGGGCCAGUCUGUGAUGCGCCCUGAGGGGAGGGGCCUCCUGCCUGCACUUAACCUGAUGGUUCCAGGGCCCAGGGGCUGACCUUUGUCUCCUGUUUGUGAAGCUCAGGUGUCUCGAGUCUGGGCCAUACCAGGCGAGGAGAAAAAUUAAAGAUUUGGGGUUUUUCCAGAAA